UAGAGUGUAUAUUGUGUAUUCUCCUUGGAUUGCAACAGCCGAUCACCAGCUGUUUGUUAUUUAUCCUUUUCUAAUGAACACGAUUGAAAAAAGACAAUGUACAUCAGCCUGGUGAUCCCGUAGUCAAAUGUCAAAUGUCAUACUUAAUACUGGAAAACUCCAAAACUAUUGACAUUUUGACAUUGACGUUAUUUUCAGUACAUGUGAGCAUAAUGUGAGCGUUUACACUACAAAUGAGGAGCAUUUUGAUAACUUCCUGUUGGCAACACUGGUUUUUAAGGUAUUUGAAGCAAGUAUAUCAUGCCAGACCAAACAGCUAUCCACAAUUUAGAGUAGCUGUAGGCUGUAGACUCUUGAUCGAGUGAACCACAAUUUACGUUUGUAGAAAUUAUAAUGAUCCAACAUUGUAUUUGCUUUUUGCGCCUUUUAUAAGAGCUUGAUGAGCACGUCUUGAGAAAAUUGAAUUCAAAAUCAAUGUUUCCAUGGAAACCUAAUUUAUUUAUUGAUAUUGACUGACCUGUCAUGCCAGAGUUAUUGAUUUAAUCAAAAGAAACAAGAAAUAAAAACGUAGUUCAAUUAAACCCUUCAAAAUGUCCCAAGGAAACCGUGAAUUGGGUGAUUUGUAUGCCCAGCUGCAGAACGAUUUAAAUUCAGAUAAGCGUUAUUGGGUUAGGAAUGACGCAAAAUUGAGGGCUGUAGUCACUGCAAAAUCUUAUGAUGAAUUCCGUGAUUAUGUGGAUGCAGCACAUUUGAAAUCCUUAUCGAAAGAAGACUACAAAAAGAAGGCAAACACUAGCUGGAAUAAAUCUGCCACUUAAUAUCUGCUAAAUUAAAUAAAAUACUCAAUUUGUUAUUAAAGUAUUAAUAAUAAAAGCUUUUUAUUUACUCCAACAUAAGUAGAUUUUAUAUAAAUCCCAAACACCACAAAAUAAUGAACAUUUUACACAAUUUUUUUUUCAAACAUGUUUUAAGUAUGAGAAUAAAUGCAUAUUAUAAUAAAAUAUAGAUAAUAAUAGAACAAAAUAACCUGAAGCUUUUCUGCAGUUGCAUUUGAAUCACCACUGAAAAGUUCUAGGCACAAGACUAAUAAAAAAGAAUAUGACAAAAACCUAUAUCUAGCAAAAAUAUCAUCAUCAAAGACACCAGUAUCAACUUAUUUCCUGGGCUGUUGAAUGAUGUGAGUGUUCGAUUUGUUAGAAUGAGCUACCGGUGGUUUCUCUCUGUGGAAACUCUGCACAGCCUCAGGAGUAAAGUCUGCAUGGCCUUUAACAACUGCACCAGAUACAGUGAUGCUUUUCGGUGGGCUUCCAGAUACAGUGAUACCAGUGGUGUCUUCUCCUAGACCACCAGAAUCUUUGCGGGUUUUGUGUUGGGUAAUUCUCAUACCACCAGCUUUA
This is a messenger RNA of Ceutorhynchus assimilis (cabbage seed weevil), 1397 nucleotides long. Lineage: Eukaryota; Metazoa; Arthropoda; Insecta; Coleoptera; Curculionidae. The record is from the annotation of a GenBank genome assembly.